CUAUUUUAAAACAAAAAUCGUGACUUGAUAUUGCAACAUACCUCAGUUGAUAAGAAUUGCCUAUAUAAAUCAGAGUAACCAGGAGUGUCCUCCAAUCAUGGCAAGAAUGUGUGUAAUCGUCUUCAGCGUGUAUUUGGCAGCUCUGUUUGGAUAUACCAGUGCCAACACGCAGAUAUGGGAAAUUGCAAGCUCAAAACUUGAUUCUACAACGUGGAGUGUGAAAAAUGACUGGAGAGGCGAUGGCGAUUACACAAACAAAUGGAAAUGCAAUCUUUUCGUUUAUGACGUGCUUCUUGAAGCCAAUGUCAAAGCACCAAAGAUAAAUCGUCGGGGACACAAUACCAUUGGUGCCAACGAAUGGGCUAACCCUCAGUCUGAGUAUGUCAAAGAGACUGGGUGCUAUGAAACAGUGUCGGACGCAUACAAACAGAAAGGCGACGUCAUAGCAUUUGGAAGGAGGAGUGGUACUAGUGGACACAUGGGGAUAGUUUCUAUCAAUGGUUCGUACAUCAGUGCUGGCGAGCACAAGGUUACAGAAACGUCCAUCAAUGGGUUUCUGCAAAGAAACACAAUAGUGCGGACAGCCAUCUGGAGAUAUUCUUGCUAAAUAUCUUUCUUUAUCUACGUCCUUUGAUGUCUUUGAAAUAGAAAUAAACAACUUAUAAGAAUGCA
Molecule: messenger RNA, 672 nt
Organism: Ostrea edulis (European flat oyster)
Lineage: Eukaryota; Metazoa; Mollusca; Bivalvia; Ostreida; Ostreidae
Exons: 4
Coding region: 98-607 (169 amino acids)
Source: RefSeq, a predicted model, not a curated record